This is a messenger RNA of Linum trigynum, 3915 nucleotides long. Lineage: Eukaryota; Viridiplantae; Streptophyta; Magnoliopsida; Malpighiales; Linaceae. The record is from the annotation of a GenBank genome assembly.
CUCCCCCUAAGAUCAAGCAGAAUCCACCCAAUCCUAAGAUCUAUCGUGAUUUAGCAGCAUAAAGAACAUUUGCAGCAUAAGUAAAGCCCAGCACUGGACUUAGCCAAAAGAUAUGGAACAAAUAGAGCUAUAAAAACACCUUCAAUGCAAAAGGGCACAAAAUGGGACUGUAAUCAAAUCAUGCAAUAGUCUUUCUAUGAAAAGAUCAUAGUUAGCAAAAGAUACGAGAUAAUGACUAACCAGACCACAACCAACAAGUCGAAACAACAUCAUACCAGUUAUCACCAUAAAAAAAAAUUAUUGCCUUACACAUAUGGUAGGAGCUCUCAUUGUUGAGAAGCAAUAGACUUCCUGCAGUUCCCAAUCCCAACUUCUGAAAUAUCAAAUAUCAUUUUGCUUUUUAACCCAAACUUGUUUGAGUAUGGGUUUCCAAUGCCAUGAAUAUCGAGGAAUAGCUUUAUGACAACUUCUACUAAAAUGGCCAGGUUGUAAGCAUGCAAAACAGUUUAAUAAACAAACCUUGUUAAAGCUAUUAUGAUGAGAUUGAUUAGGUCUAAGAUUGGUCUUCCUCUUCUCACAAUGCAAUCUCUUAUGCACAUGCUUGUGGUUGACGUUCGAUGUGGAAUGCUUUACUCUUCUGCUAACAACCUUAGGAGAAUGGCAUUGAGAUUGACUUGAAAGGUGCUUUCUAGCUAUGUUAGGUUCUUUAAAUGUUGACAUACUGGUUGGUUUGCUGCCAGAGAAAGAAGCAUAUGAUGAUUUAUGUUCUAACAACUUAUAUAGAUGAUUCUUGUCCAUUCUAAGGACCUCAUUUUCAUGUUGCAGCUCAACAAUCUUAAUGUAGUUUAGCUCUGUGGUUCUAGUAAGGUUGACUACAUCAGUAGUCUUUUUACGAACCUCUUCCCAAAAACAACAAUACUUAAUUUUUAAGCAAUGACACUCAUCUUCUAAGUUUUUCAGAGCAGACAGGAAAUUGUCAAAAUUUACCUUGGAUGAUUUGGUAUCUGACCUUACUUGGAUAUUGGCUGAUUUGAAGUAUAUCUCCUUAUCACAUUCAGAUGCACUGGCUUCAUCUUUAAGAGUGAACGCCAUAUAUUCUUUUUCUUUGAUUAUAUCAUCAUCUGAUCCCGAUUCAUACUCACUCCAAGUAGGCAACAUCUAGGUUCUUGUGCCUUUACACUCUGAGGGCAGUUUGCACGAAUGUGGUCAGAUUUGCCAGAUUUGUAACAGCCUUGCGACUCCUUCUCUACUUGCACAUAAGUCUCUGGUCUGCUGUGAAAGCAACAUAUCAUGGAAAAAUUGUUUGUUACUAUCAUAAGAACUAGGCUUAUCUAAUUCUCCACCUUGACGUUUCUACUCGGACUUGUACUUUAGCAUUCUAUGAAACUAUCGAUUGACUAGAGCAAAUUCUUUAUCAAAUUCAUUAUCAUUAUCUGACUCAUAGUCAUGAACUUGGUACUUGAAAGCUAAAGAGUGCCUGCGUUUUUCAUCAUCACGGCCAACCUGAUUAAGGACAUGCUCGUGACUGAGCAAUGACCCGAUUAGCUCAUAUAUAGCCAAGGUAUUAAGGUUUCUAGCUUCUUAUAUUGCUGCCCGUUUAGGUAACCAUUCCUUAGGGAGGGACCUAAGAAUCUUCCUAAUAAGGUCUUUAGUAACAAAGGUUUUACCUAAUCCCUUAAGCUUGUUGAUUAAUAUGGUGAAUCUAGAGUACAUGUCGUGAAUGUUCUCACCUGGCAUCAUGUCAAAGGCCUCAUAUUCAUGCAUAAGGAGAUUGAUACAGGUCUCCUUGAUGUUAGAUGUGCCCUCAUACGUCGUUUCAAGAGUCCUCCAGAUUUUGCGAGUGGAGUCAUAGUUCUCAACCUUGUCGGCUUCGUCGGGCACCAUGGCGGAGACCACAAAUUCUGUUCAUCAGUAUUCAUCGCGAGCGGGCCGUCUCGAACAACCAACCAAAGGUCUUCCUCGACUCCCCAUAGAAACGUCUUCAUAUGUUUCUUCCAUGACGUGAAAUUUGAGCCAAUGAAGAUAGGAGGGGAGUUGAGAACUGCACGACCAAAAUUCAAAGACGCCCUGGAUCUUUUACUUGGCAGCAGUUAGCUUCGUCAAGCUCCUACUCUGAUACCACUUGUUAACCGAGUCAGAGGAUGAACUUAGGGAUUUUGACCCAAAACAAAAGUCAACAAAGAAAAUUGAAAACGAAAAGGGAAAGAGAAGAUGAAGCUGAGAAGCUUAUGUUUCUUCUCAAUAGAUGGUCACGAAAGUGGGCUCUAAUGGCCAAAGCCCAAUGUGAAAAUGGAAUGAAUAAAAAUAACAACGUGGGCUUAAGCUUCAAAGCCCAAAGGUAAAAUAAACAAAUGCUAAAAACCAGUUGCUCAUCUUCUUCCUACAGUUGUCGAAGGAAAAACAACAGGGAGGCAUAAAACAGAGACUACUAGACGCACAGUUGAACAUGAAAAGUAAGAGCAACAAACAAGUAAUGAACACACGAUUUUUAACGAGGUUCCCAAUCUACUGGUCAGUCCUCUUCCUAGAAUCAGUACCCACUGAUUUCUAGGAAACUCUUUAUAUUAUGUUUUCUCCUAUCAAACAUAAACUGAAACAAAGACACAAAUACGAUAAAGAAAGAACAGAGUAACCAAUUCCCGGAUCCCAACCAAAUACGAUAAACAAAGACACAAAUACGAUAAGAGAUUCGCUAUUCUGAUUUUCCUUUCCCAAACCGUCCAACAUAUACUACUCGAAAAAAAGAAAAAAAAAUCUUCAUCUAAAAAGGUGGCUAUUGAGCAAAAAAAGAAGAGAAAAUUUGCCUCCAGGAAGUUAGAUAACAUAGCAACUGAUUUUACUUCUAGCCAAAUAUUGUAUGAAGAACAAAUUAUUAAAUAUGUUGGGAGUGACAUAUUUGCUAGGUAAGUUUAUGUUCAUACUCUUUGUAUACGUUUAUUCAUUAGUUUGUAUUUUUCUUCUCGGUUAAUGAAUUUAACUGAAUAUGUUUGCAUACAUAUGUAACAAUGAAAUUCUUGUCGAUGUAGGUGGUGCUAAGUAUUGCUUGUCACAGAAGGAUACUCAAACAACAUGUGUUGAGAAUGUUUUAUCAAUCAAAUUUCUCAAUUUUUAUGUGGACAAUUUCAUUUGUACUUCUUGUGACAAUGGAUGCUAUGUAUUAUUCAUAAUGAUUUUAUACUUUGAUUAUGUAGUGUGUACACUUUACGUUAACCAUUGUGUUUGUUGAUCUUUGAUGUUGUUCUUUAUGUGCAGUGGCUUUUCUCAUAUUGUAUGGAUGACCAUUUUAUGGUAUUUUGAGUAACUUGAAGGAUAGUCAUUUAGAAUACCUUGAAUCCUAUCCUGAUAAGCAUUUUCUAGAUCUGUAUAUGAUGGAUGGAGAACUGGUCGUCCAGUAUGCAACACCUUACAUUCAACACCUCAUGCCAGGAAAGUAUAACUUUCGUAGCGACUUCAAAUGGUAGAAGCUCACUAUCCCAUAUAAUGAUUUCACUAGUGGCAGCAUUAUAUGUCUAAACUACUGUGAAAAAUGGGAAGGUGUGGCUACUAAAGACAAUGAAGAAAAAUGAUCUUCUCAUUCCUACAUUUUCAGAAGGAAGAUUGAAGUUCUGCUUAGUUUGCUGAAUAGUCCAAGGAACUUGUUUAUCACACAAUUGAAGUCGUAGGUGGCUUUUAAUGAAGACUCGUUGAUGACAUGAGGGAGCCAAAGUACUAGGUAUUUGCUUGACAACUAAUGGAAUAGGGGAUCAAUAGUAACUUUUUUGUAAUCCAUUAGAGUAUGCACUAGUAUUACUUUUUGUUACUUUUGUUUGUAAUGAGGUAGACAUAUGAAUAGUAGUGUGGUUGUUGGUGUUAUGUUUUGUGUUGUUGGGACUUGGGACACAAGGCUAUUGCGUACCAUAAAUUUUUGUGAAUGUU